Molecule: messenger RNA, 3482 nt
Organism: Neogale vison (American mink)
Lineage: Eukaryota; Metazoa; Chordata; Mammalia; Carnivora; Mustelidae
Gene: RABGEF1
Product: RAB guanine nucleotide exchange factor 1
Exons: 8
Coding region: 1-1617 (538 amino acids)
Biological process (GO): vesicle-mediated transport
Cellular component (GO): cytosol; endocytic vesicle
Molecular function (GO): zinc ion binding; guanyl-nucleotide exchange factor activity; DNA binding
Source: RefSeq, a predicted model, not a curated record
AUGUGGUUACUAUGGCAACCCUGCUUGGCAGGGUUUCUGCUCCAAGUGCUGGAGGGAAGAGUACCACAAAGCAAGGCAGAAGCAGAUUCAGGAGGACUGGGAGCUGGCCGAGCGGUAAAAGGACUAAGAGGGGUGUUUAACUGGGAAACGGUUGGAUGUGCAGUUCUGCCACUGUCAGAAUCCGCUUUUCUCUCCUCUGGCGAGCUACCCUCCUGCUGUUCCGAUACAAGGAACACGGAGGCUGUCUGGCUUGUUCUCAAUUCUCUCUUGAAUUGCAGACUUCAGCGGGAGGAGGAAGAGGCCUUUGCCAGCAGCCAGAGCAGCCAGGGGGCCCAGUCCCUCACAUUUUCCAAGUUUGAAGAAAAGAAAACCAAUGAGAAGACCCGCAAAGUGACCACAGUAAAGAAAUUCUUCAGUGCUUCGUCCAGGGUUGGAUCAAAAAAGGAAAUUCAGGAAGCAAAAGCUCCCAGUCCUUCCAUAAACCGGCAAACCAGCAUUGAGACGGAUAGAGUGUCUAAAGAGUUCAUAGAAUUUCUCAAGACCUUCCACAAGACAGGCCAAGAAAUCUAUAAGCAGACCAAGAUGUUUUUGGAAACAAUGCAUUACAAAAGGGAUCUAAGCAUUGAGGAACAGUCAGAGUGUACUCAGGAUUUUUACCAGAAUGUGGCUGAAAGAAUGCAGACUCGUGGAAAAGUGCCUCCUGAAAGAGUUGAGAAGAUCAUGGAUCAGAUCGAAAAGUACAUCAUGACUCGUCUCUAUAAGUACGUGUUCUGUCCAGAGACUACCGACGACGAGAAGAAGGAUCUCGCUAUUCAGAAGAGGAUCAGAGCCCUGCACUGGGUCACACCUCAGAUGCUUUGUGUCCCUGUUAAUGAAGAAAUUUCAGAAGUGUCCGAUAUGGUGGUGAAAGCAAUCACAGAUAUCAUCGAGAUGGACUCGCAGCGGGUGCCGCGGGACAAGCUGGCCUGCAUCACCCGCUGCAGCAAGCACAUCUUCAACGCCAUCAAGAUCACCAGGAAUGAGCCGGCCUCGGCCGACGACUUCCUCCCGACCCUCAUCUACAUCGUCCUGAAGGGCAACCCCCCGCGCCUGCAGUCCAACAUCCAGUACAUCACCCGCUUCUGCAACCCCAGCCGGCUGAUGACCGGCGAGGACGGCUACUACUUCACCAACCUGUGCUGUGCUGUGGCUUUCAUCGAGAAGCUGGAUGCUCAGUCUUUGAAUUUAAGUCAGGAAGAUUUUGAUCGAUACAUGUCUGGCCAGACUUCUCCCCGGAAGCAGGAAUCUGAGAACUGGUCUCCUGACGCUUGCCUGGGGGUCAAGCAAAUGUACAAGAACUUGGAUCUUCUGUCUCAGUUGAAUGAACGGCAAGAAAGGAUCCUGAGUGAAGCCAGGAAACUGGAAAAAGAUCUCAUAGAGUGGACAGAUGGGGUCGCUAAACAGGUUCAGGACAUCGUUGAGAAAUAUCCCCUUGAGAUCAAGCCCCCGAAUCCGUCUUUAGCAGCUAUUGACUCUGAAAAUGUUGAAAAUGAUAAACUUCCUCCACCGCUGCAACCUCAGGUGUACGCAGGAUCACGGAGCGCACGUGGGUGGCAUUUGUUUGAGCCUCAACUGUAGCGAGUCCUUCCUGCAGCGUGGUUGGGGUCUAGACGGCAACUUAAUCACUUCUACGCGUCGGAGCAUUUUUAAAGGUACAGUUUGUGGGGAUUGUUUUGUUUGUUUUUCCUGGCAGGGGAAGCUUAGUAAAUAAUAAAAUACUAUUUAUUUGAGUUAUGGAAAUAGAUUCAUUUAAGGUUUAUGUGCAAGUUUUAUCUAAAUCUCUUUUUUCUCCAUGAUUUUCCUAAGUGCUUCCUCUGUGGCAUUCACUGUGGUUUGGAUUUGGGUAAAUAAUUGCCUUUAAAGGAUAAAACAAAUGAAUGCUACAAAAUGUAUGUUGAAGGGAAUUCAAUGGUACCACUAUUCUACAGUUUGAAAUAUUUUAUAAUUGUAAAGAUAGAAGAUAUAUUGAUAAGUAAAUAUGUAAAAUUGUAAAUAUGUAAAAACAAGAAAAGGAAUGGUGUCUGCUGUGCAUGGCAUUUCAUGUGUUAAUUUGUUUAGUUCAAAAUGAAGUAUAUUGACUGUUCACCUUUAACUCCGUUCUGUUCGGUGUGCCCACCUCAGUGAGUCCAGAAGUGCUUAGACAGACUCCCCUGAAGCCUCGGCUCCAUCUUCAACAGUACGUCAGCCCUGACCUGGCCUCCGUAUGGUCAGAGACUGUGACGCCAUUGAGGUUCAGAGUAACUUUUAGGUCCCAUGAAGUUGCUGUUCAGGGUCAUUGGAAGAGUUUGAACUGUGCUUCUUGCAUCUUUUUCUUCUACUCAUUCAGGAAAUAUUUAUCGAGUUCUUUUGAAGGAGCUGGUCCUGGGUCUGGACCGGACGACAGGAGUGAACAGGACUGCACUGGGGAGAGCGGUGGGGGAUCCCUCCGAGCUCUGAUGUGCACAGCUGCCUUUCUGCCUCCGUAGCGGGCGUUUGACUUGAUGGACAACCCAGACACACGUCCUGUAAACCUCUUCCAGGGUUUUUCCACCUCAGUACUACUGACAUCUGGGGCCGGAGGAUCUUUUGUUCUGGGCGCUUCCCUGUGCAUUGUAGGGUGUUUAGCAAUAUUCCUGGCUUCUGACCCACUAGACACCAGUGGCACCCCCCACAGUUGUGCAAAAUUAUCUCCAGACAUUACCACGUUUCCAGGUUGGAGCAGGGUGGCAAAAUCGCCCCCAGUUAGGAACAACUCAUCUGUUCCCUAUGUGAGGAAGUUCUCCUGCUGGUGGUUAAUACAAUGUAACCAAAGAAUAUUGCAUUAAAUGCACAGAACAGUUAACUGAUAGUCAUGGAGGUUCUUCAGCCACUGGCACCGCGGAACCUUUUCUAACCCUAACGGAACCCUUCAUCACCUAAGUGUGGUCCUCCCCCCAGGCAGUGAUUUCUACAGAUGACCAGUGGACCUGUGAAACUGUGCACCUGUGCAUCCUGCCCAGGGCCCCAUUCUGAAACGAGGUCACAUCACAAGCAGUUAAGGUUUCUUUGCUUUCCCAGUAUCUUCCUGGUAGUGUACCACAGAUCUGUAGUGCAAUAAUUUUGGAAUAAAACUAGGGUAAAUAUACAACUUUUUAUCCUUUCCUUAAAUUUACAUGUAAGGUCCAUCGGGUCGACACACCUGUUGUCAUAACGCACUGAAGACGUUCACAGUGACCUGGGUCACCUGUCACCGCGCUCACGGGAAGUGCGGCGAGUCACUGCAACAGGCCAGUGAGGAUCUGCACUUAGAAACCCGGGCCCCACUGACCUCCGUAGAAAGCGCUGCCCUUUCCCAUUGUUCUUUUCUAUGUACUUUCUAGGUGCUAAUCCAGGUAUACACAUUCUUAACUCUCCUGGGAAUACAGUUCUUUCAGUCGUUGUACCCUGUUUGUUAAAUAAAAUGUGCAUAUUGGCCUCCCACAAAA